Messenger RNA from Mesorhabditis spiculigera, 564 nucleotides. Lineage: Eukaryota; Metazoa; Nematoda; Chromadorea; Rhabditida; Rhabditidae. The record is from the annotation of a GenBank genome assembly.
AUGGUAUCCUGGGCCGCCUCCACCGAGGCCGAAGCCGACACCUACGAGCUGAUGCUCCGCCAGCGCGAGGCCGACAAUCGGCAGCACGAGAAACGAGAUGCCGAAGAGACGCCGCACUUCACCGACUCGCUGACCACCUCCAUCAACUGGGUCAACUCGCGAAUUUGCGGCCCUCAGAAACGGCGCUUCCUCGUCAAGUACACCGUGCAAAGAUGCGCCCAAUCCGGCCGCGAGCUGAACGUCUGGCGCGAAGAAGUGGUACUCACAUCCCCCGGGCAGGGCAGCGAGAACAUCACCAUCCUGCCGCCACAGAGCCGCAACACCCGCUUCGACGCGCUGGCGCCGUGGAGGGAGUACGCCGUCGAGGUGCAGCCCAUCACCAACAGGGGUGUCGGCGUGGCCGUAUCUUCGAUCAUCGCUCCCACCGACCUCUCUGCCGACACGUCAGAAGCUGUUGAGGAGCGAGCGCUAAACGAUCUCGAGUUCAUCGAGCUACCGCUAGAAUCGGCGGCCCCAACCUCCCUCAGAAUACUAUUGCCACUCCUUGCCGUGUUCUUGCUGCGA